AUGUCCUACAGCUGCUGCUCUGGAAACUUCUCCUCCCGCUCCCUGGGAGGCUACUUGAGCUACCCAUGUUUGUCUUCUUAUUUUUGCUCUUUCUGUGGACCCAGAAGCUGCUACUCAUGGGACUGUGGAUUCCAUGGCUUCAGGUCCCCUAACUAUGGGGUUUGUGGUUUUCCAUCCCUGAGCUAAGGGUCUAGAUUCUGCUAUCCAAACUACUUUGCCACCGGAAGCUGCCAGUCAUCAUGUUACAAACCAACCUCGGGAUCUAGCUUCUUUCAGUCAACUUGCUAA
Condylura cristata (star-nosed mole) is the source of this 288-nucleotide messenger RNA. Its product is annotated as keratin-associated protein 13-4-like. Lineage: Eukaryota; Metazoa; Chordata; Mammalia; Eulipotyphla; Talpidae. The transcript has 2 exons. The record is from RefSeq and is a predicted model, not a curated record.